This is a messenger RNA of Artibeus jamaicensis (Jamaican fruit-eating bat), 9648 nucleotides long. RefSeq names its product structural maintenance of chromosomes flexible hinge domain containing 1 (gene SMCHD1). The transcript has 48 exons. Gene Ontology annotation, biological process: double-strand break repair; chromosome organization. The coding region runs from base 323 to 6331 and encodes 2002 amino acids. Gene Ontology annotation, molecular function: ATP binding; protein binding. The record is from RefSeq and is a predicted model, not a curated record. Lineage: Eukaryota; Metazoa; Chordata; Mammalia; Chiroptera; Phyllostomidae. Gene Ontology annotation, cellular component: Barr body.
UAGGCCUUGGUUUCGGGUCUCGCUGCGAAGCUCGCGUGGGUGGCAUCGGGCGCGGGUCCCGGCCCCACGAAGAGCUCACCCUCCACCCCGCGAGCGGCGGCCGCGGAAGUGACGUGUGUACGGGCAGAAGCUUGUUUGAAUCGGUUCCCGGGUGAUUCUCGCGUUGGCCGCUGUUCCACCGCCGCCGCGGAGGGUGGGGCUGCAGCGCGCCUAGGUUGAGGCCUCUCGCCGCCCUGGGGACUGGCGCGGAGCUUGUACCUGGGUCCUCUGAGCGCAGCGGCGUUAGGCGCCGGCGCGGCUGUUUUUUCUCCUCUCCCCCAAUAUGGCAGCGGCAGGCGGCGGCGGCGGGCCUUCUGUAGGGACCGGAGAGGGCGGCGGAGGCGACGGCUGCAGGAACGUGUACUUGUUUGACCGGCGCGAGAAGGAGUCGGAGCUCGGCGACCGGGUGGUUCAGGUCGGGGAGCGCUCGGACUACUCGGAGUUCCGCGCCUCUGUGUGUCAGACACUUGGCAUUUCACCUGAGGAAAAAUUUGUAAUUACAACAACAAGUAGGAAAGAAAUUACCUUUGAUAAUUUUGAUGAAACUGUUAAAGAUGGAGUUACUCUAUACCUUCUACAGUCAGUCAGUCAGUUACUACUAACAGCUACAAAAGAACGAAUUGAAUUCCUGCCUCACUAUGACACACUGGUUAAAAGUGGCAUGUAUGAAUAUUAUGCAAGUGAAGGACAAAAUCCUUUGCCAUUUGCUCUUGCAGAAUUAAUUGACAAUUCAUUGUCUGCUACUUCUUGUAACACUGGAAUUAGAAGAAUACAGAUUAAAUUGCAUUUUGAUGAAACACAAGGAAAACCUGCUGUUGCAGUGAUAGAUAAUGGAAGAGGAAUGACCUCUAAACAACUUAACAACUGGGCUGUGUAUAGGUUGUCCAAAUUUACAAGACAAGGUGACUUUGAAAGUGAUCAUUCAGGAUAUGUUCGACCAGUACCAGUGCCACGAAGUUUAAAUAGUGAUAUUUCCUAUUUUGGUGUUGGGGGCAAGCAGGCUGUUUUCUUUGUUGGACAGUCAGCCAGAAUGAUAAGCAAACCUGCAGAUUCCCAAGAUGUUCAUGAACUUGUGCUUUCUAAAGAAGAUUUUGAGAAGAAGGAGAAAAAUAAAGAGUCGAUAUAUAGUGGAUAUAUUAGAAACAGAAAGCCAUCUGAUUCUGUUCACAUUACAAAUGAUGAUGAAAGAUUUCUACAUUAUCUUAUCUCAGAGGAGAAGGAAAAAGAUAGCUUUACUGCUGUGGUUAUCACAGGGGUACAAUCAGAACACAUACAGUACUUGAAAAAUUAUUUUCAUCUUUGGACAAGACAGUUAGCGCAUAUUUAUCAUUACUAUAUUCAUGGCCCCAAAGGAAAUGAAAAACGUACAUCAAAAGAAGUUGGACCUUUCAGCAACAUUGAUAUUGAAAUUUCUAUGUUUGAAAAGGGGAAGGCAUCUAAGAUCGUCAACCUAAGGGAUAUACAAGAUGACAUGCAGACGUUGUAUAUAAACACAGCAACUGAUAGUUUUGAGUUCAAAGCUCACGUGGAAGGAGACGGUGUAGUGGAAGGGAUUAUCCGAUAUCACCCUUUCUUAUAUGAUAGAGAAACUUACCCUGAUGAUCCGUGCUUUCCAAAAUUAAAAGAUGAAGAUGAUGACGAUGAUUGUUUUAUACUUGAGAAAGCUGCAAGAGGGAAAAGGCCUAUUUUCGAAUGUUUUUGGAAUGGACGACUAAUACCAUAUACAUCUGUUGAAGGCUUUGACUGGUGUACUCCCCCAAAGAAGAAAGGACUUGCACCAAUUGAGUGUUACAAUAGAAUAUCUGGUGCAUUAUUCACUAAUGACAGAUUCCAGGUCAGCACAAAUAAACUGACUUUUAUGGAUCUUGAGCUAAAAUUGAAAGAUAAGAACACCCUUUUUACAAGGAUUUUAAAUGGACAGGAGCAGCGCAUGAAAAUUGACAGAGAAUUUGCUUUAUGGCUCAAGGACUGUCAUGAAAAGUAUGACAAACAAAUAAAAUUUACACUUUUUAAAGGAAUAAUUACACGUUCUGAUCUUCCUUCUAAAAAGCAGGGCCCCUGGGCCACGUACUCAGCAAUAGAAUGGGAUGGAAAAAUAUACAAAGCAGGACAGCUGGUCAAGACAGUGAAGACACUUCCUCUCUUUUAUGGGAGCAUAGAAAAAUUUUUUCUUUAUGGUGAUCAUGAUGGAGAAGUUUAUGCUACUGGAGGAGAGGUUCAAAUUGCAAUGGAACCUCGAGCACUAUAUGAUGAAACAAGAACUGUGCCAAUUGCAAAGCUGGAUAGGACAGUUGCUGAGAAAACCAUAAAAAAAUACGUAGAAGAUGAAAUGGCAAGGCUCCCUGAUAGAUUGUCAGUAACUUGGCCUGAAGGAGAUGAAUUAUUGCCAAAUGAAAUUAGGCCUGCUGGAACCCCUAUUGGUGCAUUAAGGAUUGAAAUACUGAAUAAAAAAGGAGAAGCAAUGCAAAAGCUUCCAGGAACAAGUCAUGGAGGGUCAAAGAAACUCCUGGUUGAGCUCAAAGUUAUAUUACAUUCUUCAAGUGGAAAUAAAGAAAUCAUUUCACAUAUUAGUCAACAUGGAGGAAAAUGGCCUUACUGGUUUAAAAAAAUGGAAAAUAUUCAGAAGUUGGGGUCUUAUACAUUGAAAUUACAAGUUGUGUUGAAUGAAAGUAAUGCAGACACUUAUGCUGGAAGACCACUACCAUCUAAAGCAAUUAAAUUUUCUGUUAAAGAGGGUAAGCCAGAGAAAUUUUCAUUUGGUCUUCUGGAUUCUCCUUUUCGCAUUGGAGUUCCAUUCAGUAUUCCUCUGGAAUUUCAGGAUGAAUUUGGUCAUACUACUCAACUAAUAAAUGAUAUUCAGCCUGUUCUUGAAGCAAGUGGUUUAUCUUUACAAUAUGAAGAACUAACCAAGGGACCAAAUUGUGUAAUUCGAGGUGUUACAGCUAAGGGCCUUGUAAACUCUUGUCAAGGCAAGAAUUUUAAUCUGAAGGUUGUUCUUCCGGGUUUAAAAGAAGACUCACAGAUUUUGAAAAUUAGAUUACUACCAGGUCCCCCUCAUCGAUUGAAAGUAAAACCUGAUUCUGAAAUUUUAGUUAUAGAGAAUGGAACAGCUUUCCCAUUUCAGGUAGAAGUUUUGGAUGAAUCAGACAACAUAACAGCACAACCAAAAUUGGUUGUUCAUUGUAAGUUUUCAGGUGCUCCUAACCUUCCACUCUACACUGUGGAUUGUAGUAGUUCUGGAACCAGUAUUUUAUCAGGAUCUGCAAUUCAAGUUCAAAAUAUCAAAAAAGACCAGACGCUGAAAGCUAAAAUUGAAAUACCUAGUUGUAAAGAUGUGGCACCUGUGGAGAAAACUAUUAAGUUGCUUCCCAGUAGCCAUGUUGCAAGAUUGCAGAUAUUCAGUGUGGAAGGACAAAAGGCAAUCCAGAUUAAACAUCAGGACGAGGUUAAUUGGAUAGCAGGCGAUGUUAUGCAUAAUCUCAUUUUUCAAAUGUAUGAUGAAGGAGAAAGAGAAAUCCAUGUAACUUCAGCUUUAGCAGAGAAAAUUAAAGUUAAUUGGACUCCUGAGAUUAACAAAGAACACUUGCUACAAGGACUGCUUCCUGAUGUACAAGUACCAACAUCUGUAAAAGAUAUGCGCUAUUGCCAGGUUUCAUUUCAGGAUGAUCAUGUGUCUUUGGAAAGUGCAUUUACAGUAAGGCCCCUGCCUGAUGAACCUAAACAUCUAAAGUGCGAGUUAAGAGGAGGAAAAACAGUACAGAUGGGCCAAGAACUUCAAGGGGAAAUAGUUGUAAUAGUUACAGAUCAGUAUGGAAAUCAGAUUCAAGCAUUUUCACCAAGUUCUUUAUCUUCCUUGGGAAUUGCUGGUAAUGGACUUGAUAACUCACAGUUGAAAACUACCUUUCAGGAAAAUUCACAGAGUAUAAGUGUAAGAGGCAUCAGAUUUAUGCCAGGUCCUCCUGGAAAUAAGGAUCUUUGUUUUACUUGGCGUGAGUUUUCUGACUUUAUUCGAGUGCAGCUAAUUUCUGGGCCACCAGCUAAACUUCUCCUUGUAGACUGGCCAGAAGUAAAGGAGUCUAUUCCAGUGAUUAAUGGAAGAGAAUUACAGAAUCCUUUCAUUGUUCAACUUUGUGAUCAGUGGGAUAACCCAGCACCUGUACCACAGGUUAAAAUAAAUGUCAUAAAACCUAACAAUUUGAAGCUCACUCCUUCAAACCAACAGCAUAAAACAGAUGAAAGGGGCAGGGCUAAUUUGGGAGUAUUCAGUGUUUAUGCCCCUAGAGGAGAACAUACUAUUCAAGUGAAAGCCAUCUAUAACAAAAGUACCAUCGAAGGACCUGUAAUUAAGUUAAUGAUUCUUCCAGACCCUGAAAAACCCAUUCGUCUCAAUGUUAAAUAUGACAAAGAUGCUUCCUUUUUGGCAGGGGGUACUUUCACUGAUUUUAUGAUUACUGUUAUUUCUGAAGAUGAUAGUAUCAUUAAAAAUAUUAAUCCAGCACGUAUUUCCAUGAAAAUGUGGAAGCUCUCUAAUAAUGGGAACCGACCAUCAGCAAACGCAGAAACAUUUAGUUGUAAUAAAAUAAAAGAUAAUGACAAGGAAGAUGGCUGCUUCUACUUCAGGGAUAAAGCAAUUCCUAAUAAAGUGGGAAUAUAUUGUAUCCAGUUUUGUUUUAUGAUGGAUAAAGCAAAUAUUCUUAACAGUGAACAGAUUAUAGUUGACAUUCAACCUAAUCAACCUGUGAAGUUAGUACCUAAAAUUCAGCCAGCUACGCCAGCUGUUUCAAAUGAUCACUCAGUUGCCAACAGGACCCUGGUUAGAGAUUUACAUCUUAUUAUCACGGAUGACUUCAACAACCAGACUGGAAUUGAUUUGGUUGGCACUGUAAUAGCAACCAUUAAAGGUUCUAAUGAGGAAGAUACUGAUACGCCACUCUUUACUGGAAAAGUUAGAACACUUGAGUUUCCCUUUGUGAAAGGUUCAGCUGAAAUCACGAGUCUAGUGCUGGCAGAAAAUAGUCCUGGAAAGGAUAGUACUGAGUAUUUUAUUAUAUUUGAACCUCAGCUACCAGCUUUAUCAAGAACAUUAGAAUCAUAUAUUCUACCAUUUAUGUUUUCUGAUGAUGUUAAGAAACAACAACAACUGCUAGCAUUUGCCAAACAAAAGGAUAAAUUAUCUCGAUCUAUUGAAAUCUAUAGAGGUGUAUUUGAAACCAGCAGACAGCUUAUUGAUGAAAUGAAGUGCCAAGUAGAAGGAGCAAAAUUAAAAGAAGCCCAGUUGCGAAAUGAACUAAAAACACAUCAUAUUGACAUUCCUACAACACAACCGGUACCACACAUUGAAGCACUUUUGAAAAGAAAGAUAUUAGACCAGGAAGAACUAAAGAAAAAACCUAGAAGAUCAUGUACUCUUCCAAACUAUACUAAAAGCAGUGGAAAUGUUUUAGGAAAGAUUGCACACCUGGCACAAAUUGAAGAUGAUAGAGCUGCAAUGGUUAUUUCUUGGCAUCUGGCAAGUGAUAUGGAUUGUGUUGUCACCCUGACUACUGACGCUGCACGUCGUAUCUAUGAUGAAACCCAAGGCCGUCAGCAGGUGUUGCCCCUUGAUUCUAUUUAUAGGAAGACUCUUCCAGAUUGGAAAAGACCUCUGCCUCAUUACCGAAAUGGAAAAUUAUAUUUUAAACCCAUUGGAGAUCCAGUCUUUGCCCGAGAUUUGUUAACAUUUCCAGAUAACAUAGAACAUUGUGAAACAGUAUUUGGUAUGCUAUUAGGCGACACCAUUAUUUUGGAUAAUUUGGAUGCUGCCAAUCAUUAUAGAAAAGAGGUUGUCAAAAUUACACACUGUCCUACGCUGCUCACCAGAGAUGGAGAUCGCAUUAGAAGUAAUGGAAAGUUUGGGGGUCUUCAGAAUAAAGCUCCUCCAAUGGACAAACUUCGAGGAAUGGUAUUUGGAGCUCCAGUACCGAAACAGUGCCUGGUUUUAGGGGAACAAAUAGAUCUUCUUCAACAAUAUCGUAAUGCUGUGGACAAGUUGAACAGUCUGACCAAGGACCUUAAUAGUGAAUUAGAGUACCUUCAGUCUCCUGAAAUGAAGAAGAAGAAACACGAACUUGAUGAACAAGAGAAAAAUCUGAAGCUAGUAGAGCAACAACUAGCUAUAACUCUCACACCUAAGUGUAAUGAUUCAUUACGUCAUCCAACAAAGGUUGAAAUGACAGAUUGUCCAAUUCCUCCUAAAAGAGUGAGAAGAGAAGUUAUAAGACAAAAUAGGACUAUAACCAAAACAAAUGUGUGAAAGGUGACAGAGAAGAGGGGACCUUUGGUGUCAGUAAGAAUGCCCUGCCUUCUGCAGCUCUUUCAGAAGACCAAGAAGGUGACUUACCAAACUGUAUAUUUCUGGGGACAGUACAAGAAUCUGGGGCAUUCAUUUCCAUGUCUGUCUAGAGAAGACUGGAAGCAACCAUUCAGUUUUAUGAAUCUCACUGGACAAUAUGGAUUUGUUGUAAUUAUUCCAGCCAGCAUGCCCUGUGGUUGUCAUUACCAUGCAGAUGUGUCAGAGGAACAUGUACGAACAUGGCAGUGACUGCACUACUGGCACAUAGCAUUUAUUAAUCCUGAAGAGAAGUAUUGUACUAUUUUUCAAUAUGAUCACUAUAGACAUGCUAGAACUCUUUCUUGGAAACAAACCUUUCUUGGAAACAAACCUUUUUAUUACUUUUGUGUGAAUUUAUUUAACAAAACUGUUUUGUCUGUUAUGUCUAAGGGUGGUUCCAGAGGUUAGGUAUUUAAUUUUAAAUAUGUGAGGAAACUCUUAAUGAAAAGAAUUCAAAAUAAAAGUAGUCCAGAAAGCACAGGAAUCUGGGAAUUCAGAUGUUAAAAUAUGUAAAAAAAAAAAUAUUCAUGAGUGAAUUUGUGACAGCAGUAACAUUUUAAAUUUCUAAUGACUUACCCUGUAUGUAUAUAAAAUAUGCCUCAGCGUCCAUUUUUAUAAGUGUCGUUUGACUAUUAAUACUAGAUUAUAUAGUCUCAGCCUUAAUUCUAUAUUUGCAUUAUUUUGUAAUUUUUUAUUGCUAUUUUUAAAGGGUUAAAGAACUUGUACACUUCUACAUUAAUGCAAUAAGGGCCUGCUGGGAAGUUGCCUCAGACACAUUUGAACUGUGUAUUAAAGCUCACAUGUCAACAUAUAUGUCUUUGUGUAAGGUCAGUCAUAUCGGUCUGGGAAAUUACUUGGUAAGAAAAUACUUUUGGUACAGUUUUGUGUCCCAGGAUAUGUGUAUGUUUUAAAAUCUUUCUAAAUACACAGUGAAGUUAAUAAAGAGGAUUAGCUUUUUUUUCUAAUUUAAUAGAUUUUUCCCAUUGAAAGCUUCAUAACAGUUAUUAUCUUGUAAAGAACUAUUACACUGAUAAACCUGUCUUUAUAAUUGGAAGUCAUUUAACUGUUUUUGCUGAAAAAAGAAAUAAAAUGGCAAUAAUAGAAUUAGCUAAAGAAGAUUGGGUUUCUUUUAAGCGAAAUUUAUUAUUGUUCUUAAAUACUAGUGUAAAUAGAUCAAAGUCCUAUCUUCUAUAAUUAUUACACUUUCGACUCUUUGACAUGUUUAUUUACAAUUAUUUUAAAUGGGUAGGAUUAAUUCAAUUAUUUUCAGUAUAUAAUUUUCAUCUAAUUUUUACUAAAAAUUUGGACUUUGUAUUAUUUUUAUACUGUUAAAAUAACUUUUCAGUUAUAUCUGCUAAACAUUUUCAUGGCAUCAUCUCUUCACAUUCAUGCUUAUGGAAUUAUAUUUAUAAAAUUACUUUUAUACAUGUUAAUUUAAGAGUUUUAUUUUGCAUGCCUGUUGAAUACUUAGUACCUGUUUUGACUUGCAAAAGAAGAUACCAUUCCUAGGUAUCCAUGAGGAAUUGGUUACAGGACUUCCUGCCGAUACCAUAAUUCAUGACCACUCAAGUUCUUUAUAUAAAAUGGCAUAGUAUUUGCAUAUAACGUACACACAUCCUCCCAUAUACUUUAAACCUCUAGAUUACAUAUAAUACUUAGUACAAUGUAAGAGCUAUGUAAGUAGUUCUUGUAUUGUUUAGUGAAUAAUAGCAAGAAAAAAAUGUUGGUACAUUUCAAUACAGAUGCAACCAUCAUAGGACUAACAACAUGUCAACAACAAAAUAACUUUUAAAUAGACUUAAAAAAUGUUAUUAGAUAUAAAGAGGGACAUUUUAUAAUGAUAAAGGGGUCAAUCUGUCACAAAAGUAUAAACAUAAGCAUGUGCACCUAAUAACAGAGAACCAAGAAACAUGAAACACAAACUGACAGAAAUGAAGACUAUUCAUUCAACAAUGGUAGUUAGAGAGACUAUACCCCAUUUUCUUUUUUCUUUAUUUUUUUUUAUUUUUCAAUUACAGUUAUUAUACAAUAGUAUAUUUCAGUACUGUAUUAGCUUAAUAUGUGCAACAUAGUUAUUGGGCAUUUAUAUAACUUACAAGUGAUCCAUUUUUUUUGCAUGUAUCUGUCCAGUUUUCCCGACACUAUUUAUUGAAGAUACUGUCUUUAUUCCAUUGUAUAUUCUUUUGUCAGUGAUUAAUUGACCAUAUAGAUAUGGGUUUAUUUUUGAACUCUUUAUUCUGUUACAUUGAUCUAUAUGUAUCAGUUUUUAUGCCAAUAUGCUGUUUUGAUUACCAUAGCUUUGUAAUGUGGGUUGACAUCAGGUAGCAUGAUACCUCCAACUUUUUCUUUCUCAAGAUUGCUAUAGCUACUCGGGGUGAGGGAAAGGGGAGUUGCUUUCGUAUAAAUUUUAGGAUUAUUUGUUUUAGUUCUGUGAAAGAUGUCAUUGGUAUUUGGAUAGGUAUGGCAUUGAAUCUGUAGUUUGCUUUGAGUAACACGGACAUUUUAAUGAUGUUAAUUAUUCCUGUCCAUGAGCACCAUAUCGCCUUCCAUUUAUUUGUAUCUUUAUUUUUCUUCAGUGUCUAAUAGUUUUCUGAGUACAGGUCCUUUACUUUCUUGGAUAAAUCUAUUCCUAGGUAUUUUAUUCUUUUUGAUGCAAUUAUAAAUGGGUUUUUAAUAAAUUUCUCUUUCUGAUAGUUCUUUAUAUAUAAAAAUGCAGUCAAUUUCUGAAUAUUAAUUUGGUAUUCUGCCAAUUUACUGAGUUCGUUUAUUUUUUUUCAUGGAAUCUUUAGGGUUCUUUUUAUAUAGUAUCAUGUCAUCUGCAAAUAACAGUUUGACUUCUUCAUUUCCUAUUAGGAUGCCUUUUUUCCUCCUUAUCUGAUCUCUGUGGCUAGGAUAUCCAAUACUAUGUUGAAUAAAUGUGGUAAAAUAGACAUCCUUGUCUUGUUUCUGAUCCCCCCCCCAAAUUUUUCUUUCAGCUUUUCACCAUUAAGUAUAUAUGAUGUUAGCUUUGGGUUGGUCAUGUAUGACCUUCAUUAUGUUGAGGUAUGUUCUAUCACCAUUUUGCCAAGAGUUUUUUUAAUCAGAAAUGGAUGUUGGAUUUUCUCAAAAGCUUUUCUGCAUCUGCUGAUAUAAUCAUAUUAUUUUUAUGCUUCCUUUUGGUAAUGUGGUGUAUCAUGUUAAUUGAUUGGUGGACAUUGACCCAACUUUGCAUGCAAAGAAUAAAUUCCACUUGAUCAUGG